AUGUCUGCUCUAAGGAUCCUCGUUCCCGUCAAGCGGGUCAUUGACUAUGCGGUCAAACCCCGGGUCAACAAGGCGCAGACGGCCGUCGAAACCGCCGGCGUCAAGCACUCCAUGAACCCGUUUGACGAAUUAUCAGUCGAGGAGUCCGUCCGCAUCCGCGAGGCGAAGCGAGCCCCCGGCGGCGUCGAAGACAUUUGCGCCAUCUCCGCCGGUCCAACCAAGGCGCAGGACAUCCUGCGAACAGCCAUGGCCAUGGGCGCCGACCGCGGCAUCCACGUCGACGUCAAGGAGGGCGACGACCUGGAGCCCCUCACCGUCGCCAAGAUGCUCAAGAAGGCGGCGGAGGAGCAGAAGAGCAACCUCGUCAUCCUGGGCAAGCAGAGCAUCGACGACGACGCCAACCAGACGGGCCAGAUGCUCGCCGGGCUGCUGGGCUGGCCCCAGGCCACGCAGGCCAGCAAGGUUGAGUUUGGCGAGGGGGACAGCGUCACCGUGACGAAGGAGGUUGACGGGGGUGUUGAGACGAUCCGCGCGAAGCUGCCGAUGAUUAUUACGACGGACUUGCGACUCAAUGAGCCGCGGUAUGCGAGCUUGCCGAAUAUCAUGAAGGCUAAGAAGAAGAAGAUGGAGAAGAAGACGUUGAAGGACUUUGGGCUGGAGAAUGAGAAGCGGCUUAAGGUUUUGAAGGUUACGGAACCUGCGCCGAGACAGGGUGGUGGCAAGGUGGAGGAUGUUGAUGGGUUGAUUGGCAAGUUGAAGGAGUUGGGUGCGCUGUAA
Molecule: messenger RNA, 777 nt
Organism: Pochonia chlamydosporia 170
Lineage: Eukaryota; Fungi; Ascomycota; Sordariomycetes; Hypocreales; Clavicipitaceae
Product: electron transfer flavoprotein beta-subunit
Exons: 3
Coding region: 1-777 (258 amino acids)
Cellular component (GO): cytosol
Molecular function (GO): electron transfer activity
Source: RefSeq, a predicted model, not a curated record